Messenger RNA from Pectinophora gossypiella (pink bollworm), 2422 nucleotides. It is a transcript of the gene DppIII, whose product is annotated as dipeptidyl peptidase 3. Gene Ontology annotation, cellular component: cytoplasm. Gene Ontology annotation, biological process: proteolysis. The transcript has 14 exons. NCBI's taxonomy places the organism in Eukaryota, Metazoa, Arthropoda, Insecta, Lepidoptera, Gelechiidae. The coding region runs from base 28 to 2334 and encodes 768 amino acids. Gene Ontology annotation, molecular function: dipeptidyl-peptidase activity; metalloexopeptidase activity. The record is from RefSeq and is a predicted model, not a curated record.
UUCCAGUCUCACAGUGUAUUAUAUUCAAUGUUGCGGACGCUGACUAUUAACCUUAUAAAAUGCCGGCGCACCAAUUACGCUGAAUCAUUUAUUAGUAAAUAUUGUUCACACUCUUCAGGAACAAUUCAGACUGGUCACACGACCCUGACGAAAGUAGUUAAUGCAAUGGCAGUAGACAAAUCCAAUUUUCUUCUGCCAAACAAUCAAAGAUUUGUUGAAUUGGAUAGUGAGCAAGCCUUCAACAAUUUGACCACGCAAGAAAAGCUGUAUGCACAUUACUUAAGCCAGGCUGCUUGGAAUGGAGGACUUAUUGUUCUCGUGCAGACUAGUCCGGAGUCACCGAGGAUCUUCUCAUUACUGCAUAGGAUCUUCCUCGGUGAACCGCUUGAAGAUCUCAAGAAGUCCACCUUGGCAGUUGGGGUCAAUGAAGAUGAUUUCCAGGCUUUCUUAGUGUAUGCUGGUGCUCUGCUCGCGAACAGCGGCAACUAUAAGGGCAUGGGAGAUACUAAAUUCAUUCCAAAUCUAUCAAAGGAAUCAUUCGAAUUGAUUGUAAAGGCAUCUAAGGCAUAUCAGAAUGACACUGUCCAUAUUAGCAAGCUGUGGCAGAAUACUAAAGAAGCCAUGUACAGUCUUGCUCCUAGGCUCACUAGCCUUGGAUUGGCUGAUAAGGGUGUGACAACAUAUUUCUCAAGCAACUGCACUGAAGCCGACUCUAACUUAGUCAAUGAAUGGAUGAAGACAAAACGCAUUGAGGCGUACAUCUGUCGGACCUUUAAAACGGUGAAUGAUGAGGAUGGCUUGCCUCUAUAUACAAUCCACCUGGCUAGUGUGGAGACAUCAUCCAAGCCUCCUAUUACAAUGGAUAAGGAGAAGUUCAAAAACGCGUACUUCCAAGUGACGCGCGGCGACUAUUCUCCGCUACUGCAACUAGUGAACCAACAUCUCAGUUCAGCGAUGAACUACGCAGCCAACGACAACGAGAAGAAUAUGAUCAAACAUUACAUCAACAGCUUCAAGGAUGGUGAUUUGGACGAACAUAAAGAAGGAAGCAGAUUUUGGAUAAAAGAUAAGGGACCUAUAAUUGAAACUUACCAGGGCUUCAUAGAAACCUACCGCGACCCGAGCGGCCAGCGCGGCGAGUUCGAAGGGUUCGUCUCUAUGGUGAACAAGGAGAUGUCGAAGAAGUUCGGGAACCUCGUGGACGGCGCGGAGCGGUUCAUCAAGCUGCUGCCCUGGGGUGAAGCGCUAGAGAAGGACACCUUCCUUCGGCCCGACUUCACGAGCUUGGAUGUGCUUACCUUCUCUGGAAGUGGCAUACCGGCUGGCAUUAACAUUCCUAACUACGAUGAGAUUCGCCAAAACGAGGGCUUCAAGAAUGUGUCGCUGGGUAACGUGAUCCCGGCUGCGUACAAGGAGUCAGUCAUUCCAUUCCUCUCGGACGCUGAUAAGAAACUGCUCGAGAAAUAUAGGGUAGCAUCUUUCGAGGUACAAGUGGGUCUUCACGAGCUGCUAGGUCACGGCAGCGGUAAACUACUGCGGCAGAACGCUGACGGCUCCUUCAAUUUCGACAAGGAGAAGGUCAUUAAUCCUCUUUCUGGAAAGCAUAUCGAGUCAUGGUACACGGAAGGUGAGACCUACGACAGCAAGUUCACGACCCUGGGCUCUGCCUUUGAAGAGUGUCGAGCGGAAGCCGUCGGUCUAUACCUCUCGCUGGUGCCGGAGAUACUCAAAAUCUUCGGGUACGAGGGCGAGGAGGCACAGAAUGUGGUGUACGUAAACUGGCUCAGUCUGCUGUGGAACGGAUGCGCCAAGGCUACGGAGAUGUACCAGCCUUCCACUCAGACUUGGUUGCAGGCGCACGCGCGAGCCCGCUUCGUGUUAAUGCGACUUCUAGAGUUGGAAGGAGACGGUCUGUUGACAGUGUCUGAAGUGGAACCAGGCAAGAAUCUGCUCAUGACGCUGCAGAAAGACCGGCUUGCUACCGACGGCAAACGAAUUAUUGGCGACUUCCUAAUAAAGCUGCAGACUAUCAAGGCGACGGGCGACGUAGCGGCGGGUGAGCGCCUCUUCGACACGUACAGCCGCGUGGAUGGAGCGUGGGCGCGCUGGCGAGACAUCGUGCUUUUGCACAAACAGCCACGGAACAUCUUCGUUCAGGCCAAUACUAAACACACUGGUGAUACUGUGGAACUGAAGCGGUACCCAGCAAGUGCAGAAGGCAUGGUCGCGUCGCUGGUCGACCGCUUCCCCUCGACGGACGUGGAUGACAUCCUCGAACGGCUCGCUGAAGAGGACAAAAAACACUUCGUCGACCUAGAGCCACUGCUUGUGUAAUUAUAAUAAUCAUAAGUGUAUGCGUUACGUACAAGUGAAUACGUAUGAACUGGUCCGGAACUGAUAAUAAAUGCAUUUUAAUAAUGUU